This is a messenger RNA of Chiloscyllium plagiosum (whitespotted bambooshark), 5232 nucleotides long. Lineage: Eukaryota; Metazoa; Chordata; Chondrichthyes; Orectolobiformes; Hemiscylliidae. The record is from RefSeq and is a predicted model, not a curated record.
UCUACCUAAAGGAAUUUUUUUUCUAAGUUUGAGGAAAUAAUUCAAAGCUCAGAGAAAGAGUUUUACCUUGCUUUUGGCAAUUCUGUGAAAUCCUUGCGUGGAAAUGGAUGUAUAAAGCAGCAUUCCUGAGAAGGAGAGAGUAGAGUAAAACUAGAUUACAUUAGAGGCAGAAAUUAGUAAAAGAAAAAGUGUGGGGAUAAAACCCUGAAGAGGACUUAAAGCUAUAGCUGUUUAAACUCAGGUAUGUGAUAGCUCCAAGUAUAUCUGAGGUUUCAGACUGUGAAUUCAAGUCAGUUACUUUAAACCUAUUGAGGUGUUGAGGAAAGGAAACCUGAUAUGAGUACUGUACAAUAUUUGCUGUUGGGUACUAUACAAGGGAUUUUCAUUCUAAGCUUAUAAUUGAACUUUGCAUAGUUUAGGUAUUCAGGCCCAGUUAAAGGUAGUUCCACAGCAGACUACUACAGUGAAAUGUUCAAGGUAUAAUACAAUUAUAAAUGAAGAUACCACCACAUACAUUAGAUGUAGAUUAAGAUGGAGGGUAAGAUAUUGGGAGAUACAGUAAUAUUUAAAAUAAAUAAAAGUAUGAAUGAAGUGUAAUGAAGCAUGUGGAAUCAAAAUGUGGGAAACCAGAAAGGAGGAGACAAAAAAAUGUUGGCUGUAUACUAUAAAAAGCAAAGGUCAAGAGUGGCAAGCUGCAGAAGAGAAUGUGGGAGUGUAGAUCUCUCCUCCAUCAAUUAAAGCUGGCUAUAACAUAUAAAAUCUGCUUGUUAUUGUUCUCACACUCUCUCUAACCCUCUCCCUCCUCUUGUCCUGACCAGCUGUCCAAGUAAAAGACUGUAGUGCUUUUCUAGCUUCCACCAUUUGAAAUGGCGCCGAUUUAAACCAGAACAAGGUCCUGUAAUAACACUGAUCGCAAUUACUCAGGGAGUAACUGUCAGAGAACUGUGUUCUGGAUAAACAGGAAAAUGCUCUGGUUAAAAAAAAUCUGAAAUCGUUAUGCAAUAAUUGCUGAAAUUGGAUAGCCCAGUGAGGCUAAGUAAAUUGUUCUAUUUGGAAUGAUUAAAUGGAAGUAAAACAAACUGAAGUGAUCUUUUUAAAUAAAGAAAGUUACAUAAUAUGCCUGGAAUUAUUACAACAUAGUUGUAGUUCUAAAAAGCGAACAUUCUUUAACUCUUUUCCAACAUUAAAUGACAUUAUAUUUUUUCAUUCAGAAUUAAUUGGAGGGUACAGAUAAGAUAUUCUUUAACUGCUUUAUCGUUUGGCAAAUUUUAAGUUUACACAUUCAAAUCAUAAAAUAUUAAUUCUAAACAAAUGCAGUCAUGAUUUCACUCCACGGAUACAAUGGAUGAAGAUCAUUCAAAACCCAAACUGAGUUGAAUUUAGUGAGUUGCAAGGUCCACUUCAUGUUUAAUUUAAACAGAGCAGUAGCUGGAUAAGAGCCAGCUUUGCUACUGUGUGAGGUUCCACAUGACUGUCUGGCCUUUACUUGGAGAAAUUUAGCAGCCUCAAUGAUCAUUUACAGGCCUCUCAUGAAGUAUGGUGAAGUCAGUGAGUGAUUAAUACUGAUUCUGUGGUGAGAUUCCUGAGGGAAGAUGGAAGGUGUUUUGAAUAAACCAGGUCUUUUGCUUUAGCAGUUUGUAGAAAUGGUUGUGUUGUUCAGCUGAAUAGAGUGGAUCCCUAACAAUUCAGAGUAGACACUGCCUUCUUAUGCCAGGGUCUUCCCAGCUCUUGGUGAGUUCAGUGUAAGGUACUGCAUCCCCAACAUCAUUACAAUAAGUUACAAUAAACAAACUGUUUAGGCUGGGCCAUCCAACUUAAUUCAACACAUAAUUGCAUUCCAUCUCACACUGACAGCAUAACCACCUAUCUUUUUUCUUCCUUACAUGCUUAUGCAGUUUUCCCUGAAAUGCAUCUAUUCUAGUUGCUUCAACUACUCCUUGUGGUUAUGAAUUCCACAUUCUAACCACUGUCUGAGUAAAGACGUUUCUCCUGAAUUGACUAUAAAUAUAUUAAUGUCCAUCUUAUAUAGCCUCAAGAAUAUGGACCUCAUCGAGUGGAAACAUCUUCGCGACAUCUCUUCUGUCAAAACCCAUUCUAUUUUAAAGACUUCCAUUCAGAUCACCCCAUUAGCCUUUAGUUUCUUCUUUGCUUGAGAAAAUAGUAUGUUUAUUCUUUUCUGAAAUUAAUAACGGCUCAAUUCUGGCAACAUCUUUCCCCAUAGUUUUGUUCUGUUUUGUGUUACUAAUCGGGAAAUCAUAACUGCAUUGCACUAUAAAACCUUCAACACUGUUGCAUAAGGUAAUGGUUCUAGAAGGAUUAAGCUCCACAAAAUUUGAUGGUGAAUUUAAGGACUUGGGUGAGAAAGGACACAAUAGCUCUGGACCUCAAAGGACAUAGAACUAUGAUCGAUGUCUCUUUGUAGUCUUUAUGGCAAUGUAACUUGCAUUUGAUUACUAACAUGUAAUAAAUUAUAAUUAGAUACAGACAAGAGUCUUUUCCUCAUUAGACUACGACCAAACCAGACAAAGCAGUUCCAGUACCUAUCAACCUAAAACGAGAAUUACGGUGGCAAAUCUACUUUAUAGUGGCUUAGAGUCUAGCUAUGGUUGUCUAAUGAUUUAGUUUAUUCACACCAUUACAAUAUGAUAGAUAGUGCUAUGUGUUGGAAUUGGAUUUAGCUGUACAGCAUUCAUUCUAGCAAGUAUAGAAGAAUAGAGUUUCCAUUUUAAGAGUGACAAGGGCAGACAGUUAACAACGGACGGCGCUAAUCAGUCAAACGGACUACUGCAGAAGCAAAUUUCAAAUCAGGGAAAAUCUACAGUCAAGCAUUUCAGACCAGGGAAGAUCUGUUCCCAUAGGACAUGGACUGAAAGAUCAGGAAAUGUGCCUGGAUGAGCAUUACUAAUGAUAUUGUGCUAAUGGGCAAAAUCAAAGAACACCAUGAUGGGAACCUUAACUCUCAGAUGACAGUAGUUCUCCAAGGAUUAUUGCUUGUUUUCAACAGCAAUAAAGUCCCAGGUGAAUGGAAAUAGAUCAACAUUUGGACAUCUACAUAUUCAGUCUUUGGCAAAGUCAAAGAUUCAGAUAAAUACCGCCACCACACGACAAAGAAGGCCUACAGAAAUGUCUUGGACAAGAGAAUAUACCCAAAUGACAACAGUGUGAUGCAACACUAGGACACCAAUCAACAUACUGAUGUCUGCAGGACAAGAAAAGCAGAGGACAAGAUCCACACUUCAAGACAGAACAACAGAGUGCAUAUGGAGAAAAUACUUCCUGUUUCCUCUGGGUGCUCCGGUUUCCUCCCAUAAUCCAAAAAUAUGCAGAUUAGGUGGAUUGGCCAUGCUAAAUUGUUCUUAGUGUUCAGGGAUGUGUAGGUUAGGUGCAUUCAUCAGGGGAAAUAUAGAGUAAUAGCGGUAGGAGAAUGGUUCUGGAUGGUGUACUGUUCGGAGAGUCAGUGUGGACUUGUUGGGCCAAAUGGCCUGUUUCCACACUGUAGGGUUUCAAUCAUUCUAUGAUGAAAUGUUGACAUGGACAAGUUAGGCUGAAUGGCCUGUUUUCAGUGCCAUUUAUCCCAUGCAAUGUUACUUAAAUUUAUUUAUUUAUCAGCCAUGCUUAUUAUCUGUUCUCCAGGUGGACUUAGCAUGAACAUUAAGAACUUUGGGGGAUUUUUUUCCACAUCGACAACAUUAUACAAUGGCCUUGUUGGCAUGCCUGCAACUGGGGUCUGCCUACAGACUGGCCUGUUACUUUGCAAACUGGGCCCAGUACAGACCAGGAAUAGCAAAGUAUACCCCAGAUGAUGUGGACCCUUGCAUGUGCACUCACCUGAUCUAUGCUUUUGCUGUUAUAAACAACAAUAAAAUUGUUACCUUCGAAUGGAAUGAUGUGACUCUCUAUAAAUCAUUUAAUGCUUUGAAAACCAGGAAUGCAAACCUUAAAACUCUUCUCUCUGUUGGAGGCUGGAACUUUGGAACUCAAAAAUUCAGUGCUAUGGUUUCCACAGCUGCAAAUCGGCAAACAUUCAUAAAAUCAGCCAUUAGCUUCCUACGUAAGUAUGGGUUUGAUGGUUUGGACAUAGACUGGGAGUAUCCUGGGUCAAGAGGAAGCCCAGCUCAAGACAAGCAUCUCUUCACAGUCUUAACACAGGAACUGCUAGCAGCCUUUGAAGCAGAAGGGAAAAGUACUGGGAGACCACGAUUGUUAAUUUCAGCUGCAGUGGCAGCUGGAAGAUCUACGAUUGAAGCUGCCUAUGAGAUUCCUCAGCUGGGACAAACUCUAGACUUUUUCAAUGUGAUGACGUAUGAUUUCUAUGGAUCUUGGAAUAGCUUCACUGGAGAAAAUAGUCCUCUUUAUGCUCUCCCUUCUGCUCAAGGCAAUAACAAAUACUUUAACAUGGCCUAUACCAUUAAAUACUGGAAGGAUAUUGGAGCUCCCGCAGAGAAACUGAAUGUUGGAUUCCCAGCUUAUGGCCACUCAUUCAGACUGAGCACAUCCAGCACUGCUGUCGGUGCCCCAGCCAGUGGUGCUGGACCGGCUGGGUAUUAUACACAACAAUCCGGUUUUCUGGCUUAUUUUGAGAUCUGCCUCUUCUUAAAAGGUGCUACGGAAAAAUGGGAUUCUCCACAGAUGGUUCCUUAUGCCUAUAAAGGAAAUGAAUGGGUUGGAUAUGACAACCCACAAAGCUAUGAAGACAAGAUCAAAUGGCUGAAGGAAAACAAAAUUGGAGGAGCUAUGGUAUGGACUCUUUCUCUGGAUGACUUCAGUGGCACUUUCUGCCACCAGGGACGUUAUCCUCUCAUCAGUAAAUUACACAGUGGUCUUGGAAUAAAUCCAGAAUGUGUGGCUUCUCCUCUUCCCAGCACUGCUGCUCCUCCUAAUCCCAACACUAAUGCUCCUUCUGGGGGUAACUCACAAUUUUGCUCUGGCAAAUCCAAUGGUUUCUACCCUGAUAAACAGAAUAAGAACAUCUACUAUCGAUGCGUUAAUGGAGUCACCUACGUGAAUGAAUGUGCUACUGGAUUAGUCUUUGAUCCCUCCUGUGAUUGUUGCAACUGGCCUUGAAAUAAAGCAGCCUGAAUAGAUUUGCAGUAAUGGAUCUCUAGCUGACCUGCAGUUUGAUCUAUGGAAAUAUCACCACUUGCUGGAGCAAAUUUACAACAACCAUCAAUGUACUGGCUCAAAUAAUUUUGUUAUGUGAACAUAAUAAUUGAAAAUGAUAAAUAAAAUAAC